Messenger RNA from Halteromyces radiatus, 912 nucleotides. RefSeq lists its product as uncharacterized. The record is from RefSeq and is a predicted model, not a curated record. The transcript has a single exon. NCBI's taxonomy places the organism in Eukaryota, Fungi, Mucoromycota, Mucoromycetes, Mucorales, Cunninghamellaceae. Bases 69 to 761 code for a protein of 230 amino acids.
UAUUUAAUUUCAUUUUUUUUUCUUUUUUUUUUUUCUUUUUCUUUUUUCUAUAUAUUAUUAAAUAAGAUAUGUCGCGUUUAUUAUUAUUCACUGUUCUUCUUGUUUUGGUUUGUCAAACUGUUUAUGGUCAUUACCAAUUGACUUAUCCUCCUUCUCGUGGAUUCAGUGAAUCAAAUGAACCUACUGGUCCUUGUGGUGGUUUUAACCAAGUUAGUUCCCAACGUACUGAAUUCCCUAUAAAAAAUGGUUUCUUAGAAAUUAAUUCGGAACAUCCCAAAUAUACUUAUCAAGUAUUUAUGGCUAUUGGUAACAAUCCUACUGCUUCUUCUUUUACUGGUAAUAAUAGCAUGGUCGCUCAAGGUCAAGUCUCUUAUCCUGCUCAAAGUUGUCUUCAAGUGGAUCUUUCAUCUGUUCAAGCCGCUACUGAUGGUACCAAUGCUACUUUACAAAUUAUCUAUAUGGCUGGUGAUGGUAGCUUGUAUCAGGUAAAAAAAAAAAAAAAAAAAUUCAUUUUGAACUUACUAUACGUUUACUUACUUUUAUUUUCCUCAUGUCUCUUUUCAUUCAUCAAGUGUACCGAUGUGACUUUGAAAAAUCAACCUUCUAAUUUCAACACUAGUGCUUGUGUCAAUGCUGAUGGUUCUUCUCCUUCAAAAUCUGGUUCAGCCGGUAGUCAACCUACUACUAGUAUUGCUACUUCUUUGAGAACUGGUGGUCUUAUGGUAUUUAUUGCUGUGAUGCUCUCUGUGGUUAUUGCUUAGAUACUUUUCUCUUUCCUAGUUUAGAUUUACCUAUAAAUCGAUUAUUCCUAUUUUACAUAUAUAGUAUAUAUUAUAUAGUAUAGUCUUUGUUUUAUUUACUUUUUAUUAUUAAAUUAUCCAUAUUAAGUUAUCUGUGAUGACUACUAUCAAA